GUGGGUGUGGGUGUGGGUGUGGGUGUGGGUGUGGGGUGUGGGUGUGGGUGUGGGUGUGGGAUGUGGGUGUGGGUGUAUGUGUGGGUGUGGAUGUGGGUGUGGGAUGUGGGUGUGGAUGUGGAUGUGGGUGUAUGUGUGGGUGUGGGUGUGGGUGUGGAUGUGGAUGUGGGUGUGGGUAAGGAUAAAGAGAAGUGAAUACCCACACCCACACACCCACCCUUAAUUUUCUUUUUUCGUCAUAGUUGGAUGGAACACGACUAUUUACAUAACGAGAAGCAAUAUUACACACAUUCAAAAGCAAUUUGACAACAAUUAAAAUUUUUUGUUUAUUACUCUUAUAAUUAAAAAAGUGUUGCCUUAGACUUCGUAGAAUUUGCUUUUUAAUAUGCGUGAUAUUGCUUUUUCUUAUGUAAAUGGUGCUGCUCCAUCCAACCAUGACGAAAAAAGAAAACUAACCGUUGAUGAAAUUUCGUACUGUGGGGCACGAUAAACUGUAAAUAUCUUGAAAUUUAAACAUCUCGGUGUGUGUACACUAUUGGCAACUCAUAUUUUCAAUUAGUUGGUUUGACAGUGAGAGCAUUUAUUUGAUCCAUCUAUGAUCAAUCUCUUUAGCUUACAGUAUACGGUCUUUUACUCUGAGCUAUAUAAUGGUUGUGUUGUCUUUCUUCAGAAUGCAAUACUUUUUGAAAUAAAGUAUGAGUCGAUAAACAAAAAAGAUAAAGCAUUUAAUGCAAGUAUGUCAAUAUGAUAGUCCUUGGUUUGCAAAAAGUUAUUCUUUCUGAUUAGUUUCCAAUUUCGGAAAAAAAGUUCCGAUUUUGAAAACAAGAAUUUCUGAUUUUUAAGUUUUUCAUCUAGCAACCCUGGUGAAAAUACCAGAAGCAAUUCUUUUCUUCAUUCUUCACAGAAAGGACAAGCAAAAAAUGCAUGUGUAAUUCAGACGGAAGAAAAAAAAAGAGUUACUAUCUGAAUUGCUGUAAAAAUCCCGAAAAAAAGCUCGAAAAGAAAAAUCUCAAAACUAAAAAUCUCGAAAUGCAAAAUGUCGAAAAAUUAUAAUUCCGAACAAUUAAAAUUUCGAAAAUCAAAUCACCGAAGAUGUCAUCGUGGGUGUGGGUGUAGCAUUUAGCCACACGCACACUCUCACCCCAACAUCCUACACUCACACCCACAUUGAAUCAUACUUGAGAAUCUGGAUUGUUUAAUCUUAGGUGUAUACUUUCAAAUUAAUGUCUUUCAAGGACAUUUUUUCUCUCAUUCUCUCGUAUUCAACAUGUACGAUGUUGACAUUGCUAUGCGUAUAUUCAUAAUUAUUGUUGACAGUAGCGUCCAUGGGUAUCGUUAAUUAUUUCGUCGAGCAAGAAACUACCGCUGAGCAGCAAGGGUUUGAGACAGAAAGAAAAAAUAUUCAUAUUAAUAUAGUACAACUAGUAUAAAUAUAUAAAAGCAAUAAAAAUAGAAAAAAUCGAAGUGCAUGCAUAUUACUUUAUAAAUUUUGAGUAGAGUAGGCAGAACGAACAGCAAACGAUCAUUGCAAAGGUAACUUAGAAAAUUCCAGCAAAACUAACAUUUUAGAACACAUCAUAUUGAGAUUUUUGUGACAGAUCAAGUUAACAUUUAAGAAUUUUAUCUAUCGAACAGUUCAAAAAACACUAUAUGUUAACAUGACGUAGAUUGUCAUUUCAUGGAACUAUGCAGUCAGCCAGAGAUCCUGAAAGAAGAACGUAUUUGAUACAUCGAUACACAAACGACUUUGAUUUCAGACAAAAGAUGGAUGUUUUUCUGUAUGAUUUAAGAUGUUGUACAGAUACUUCUAGCAUGAUGUUCGUCUUUUGCCAAACUUGUGCUUUUUCGAGAUAUCUAUCUGACUGAACUGCAUUUAGUGGGAUUUAUGAUGAAAUAGUUCUUUCAAUGAUCUUCAUAUAAGAAUUUUUAUGAGAUGAUUCGUUGAUUUUCAUCAAAAAAUUUCAUCAGACAAAUAAAAAGAAUAGAUUUCUCUGUUUCAGUUCACGAUGAAAUUUAGGGCCGUCUUAGUUCUAUUCAUAUGCUUAUUAGCAACUGUCAAGAACAAUCCAUUAUUGGAUGAAAGCGACAAAAGUGAUGAUUCAAGUGAUAUUAAUGAGGAUGAACGAAAUAUGAUCAGUGUUGACCAUCAUGCAAGAUCGACUCUAAUCUUUUUGGAUGGAGGCUAUUCGAAAGAUUCAUCAAAUGUUUAUUUUGGAGGUAGAAAAGUCGAUGGUGCAAAUGCUUAUUCAUUUCAAUCUCUUGGCGAUGGGUAUGGCAAAGAUAGCUUUACUGUUUAUUAUGCAGGUAAAAAAGUUGAGGGUGCAAAUUCUUAUUCAUUUCAAUCACUUGGCAGUGGCUAUGGCAAAGAUAGCUUUACUGUUUAUUAUGCAGGUAAAAAAAUCGAUGGUGCAAAUGCUUAUUCAUUUCAAUCACUUGGUGGUGGCUAUGCGAAGGACAACUGGAAUGUAUAUUCGAUGGGUGUGAAAAUGCCUGGCGUGUCUCCUAAUUCGUUCAAUUAG
This is a messenger RNA of Rotaria sordida, 2519 nucleotides long. The record is from the annotation of a GenBank genome assembly. NCBI's taxonomy places the organism in Eukaryota, Metazoa, Rotifera, Eurotatoria, Philodinida, Philodinidae.